Oryzias melastigma (Indian medaka) is the source of this 2084-nucleotide messenger RNA. RefSeq names its product lipopolysaccharide-induced tumor necrosis factor-alpha factor homolog. The coding region runs from base 580 to 846 and encodes 88 amino acids. The transcript is spliced from 4 exons. The record is from RefSeq and is a predicted model, not a curated record. Lineage: Eukaryota; Metazoa; Chordata; Actinopteri; Beloniformes; Adrianichthyidae. Gene Ontology annotation, molecular function: zinc ion binding.
CUGCGCUGCUGAUGGUUUAACAAAGUUAAACGUCACAUCUAAUGUGGAGCAUCAGAGGCAUGUGCUGCUGAUUUCACCCUGAAUGGAGCAUUAUCCGUACAUGCUCACUGUCACGCUGCUCAAGUCUGAGAAAACAAACUCUCCUUUAGUUCAGAGCAUCUGUGUAGCUCUUUCAUUUUGUUCAAACUGACGAUAUUUAGACACAACCAUUUUUUUAAAAAAAGGGGGAAAAAAUCCAAAUCAGAAAAAAUGGAUUAAAUUGUUUUUGGGCUGAUGACACUGGUGGGAAAGAGGGAGGAACUGAUGGGGGAAAGACAACAUUCCAACUUCUGAAAUUGACUUGACGUCCUUGAAAGUUUAUCCCUUUGUUUAUUCUCCUUGUUGGGGACCUUCUCAAAGCAGAGGAGCACAUGGAUGAAUGGAAAUCAUGGCAAAAAUCCAGGCUGUGUGAAUGUGUUGUCUGGUCCAUACCCAACGUCUCAUGACUUCUGAAGAAGCAUUUAAGGCUGUCUGGGAAGGUGUGGCCUGCCAGAACUGAGAGAAAUCUGAAGACUCUAAUCCUCCCAAUCGCACUGAACAAUGUCAAUCCCUCAAACGUCAGUCGUGGCCGUUAGGUCUUUAGGAGACAAUCCAGUCCAGAUAGCUUGUCCACAGUGCCAUCAAACAGUCUUAUCCAAGGUGGACCACUCUGCUGGUUUACUCACCUACCUUCUCUGUGGAGGACUCUUCUUUUGUGGGUUUGUUUUGGGGUGCUGCCUCAUCCCGUUCUGUGUGGAUCGCGUGAAAGAUGCCAAGCACACCUGCCCCUCCUGCAAAACUGUCCUCGGAAUUUAUAAACGCUUAUAGAUUUUUUUGACAUUUAGCAAACAAAUAACCAGUCAAUUUAUUCAUUAGGUGAUCUAAAUGUAAACUUUUCCCACUUUUUGCUUCCAUUCACCAACAGUUCGUCUGUUUUGAAGAGCAAUUUCUCUGUUUGUUUCAUGUACAUUUAAUUAAAAUACUUUUUAAUGUUUUUAUAGUUUGAAGGUGGGUCAGCUUUGUAAAGAAUUCAAUGAAAGGGUUCAUCCUUUUUUAAUACAAAGGUUAUCUUUAUGAACCAAAAUGAAUCUUUCAGUUCUGUAAAAAUGUCAAACAGAACCAAAAAACGUUUUUUUAGAAUAGACUGAUUGUCCUCCACAGUCUGUCCUUCUGCAGGUAGGCCACGCCUACCAAUGAGUAAAGUCCUCAUUUAAAAAUCCAAUAGUCUCUUUUACCUUUUUUAAAAGUAAGCUACAUGUAUUUUGGUGACAGAUGAAAAAAUAUAUAUUUUUAAUGCUUUUAUUAAUGAAACAACAGAUCCAAUAUUACAAGUGUUGUGGUAUUACAUGUUUAUUGUUACAGUUUUUUAAUAUACCUUUCUAGCUAAUAGUAUUUUUAAAAGUAUUUUUGAGCUAGAACACAUUAUUCAUCUUGUAAAUUUGAAAAGAAUGGAGAAAAAUAAAGUAAGUGAUUAUUUGACAAGUACAGUUUUAAAAAGAUAAUCCAUACAUUUAACCUGUUAUUAUUUAUGAGACAUUUUCUUCACAAAGAAAAUAUUUAACAUUUUGCUUGAAUUAGUCAGCAAUGAUAAUACAUUUUCUGAUUAAAAUAAAGAUGUGUUAAUCCAGUCAUUCAAAAUAUUGUUCAUAUUGUGAUGAGCUGAGAAGUGACAAGGAUCGCCAGGAAAAUAAGGAAGGAGAAUCCGGCGUCUGCUUGAAUUCGGACUCCGCUGACUGAAACACAAAGACUUCUUUUAGGAACCAACCACGUAUUUGAGAUAUUUAAAUGUUUGUGAUAUUUCAUUGUACAGACAUCACUAUCCAGGUCUUUCAAUGGCAUUAUUAGCUCCAUGAAGCUUGUUGUGUCAGACUUGAGAUUUUCUACUCUUACCCUCAAGUCAGACCAACUAACUGUUUUACAAUGAAAGGAAUGUUGUUCACCCAUACAGUUCCUCUAAACUGUAGGGGAAUUCUGAGCCAGCAGAGAGACUUGGACCGAAUACAUACUAGCAAUAAAAGUAAUAAUAUUGUACUAAAAAGGUUGGAGCAAAAAAAAAAGAAAAAAAA